GGCACAGAGCACCAAGAAUAUGAUAAUACAGAGGCAAUGUUUAGAACUGUUUUAAAUCUUACGGACUUUGAGCCUGAACGAGUUAAGUCAGCAGUUUAUGUAGCUUAGCCAAACAUGUAUCCCUUGCUACAUUUCAUUUCCCUUCCCUGCCUGCCAACUGAAUCUACUUCCUGUAGAUCUUUCACUAGACUGAUUCUCUUUCCAGGGAUAUUUUCUUCUUGCUAUUGUUCUUGUUAUCAAGAGACAUGUCGUGCAACACUGCAAAGAAAGAGAAGCGAUUUCUGUUCACAUCUGAAUCUGUUGCAGAAGGACAUUCUGAUAAAAUGUGUGACCAGAUCAGUGACGCUGUGCUUGAUGCGCAUUUAAAGAUUGAUCCGGAUGCCAAGGUUGCUUGCGAAUGUGUAGCCAAAACAGGGAUGAUCUUGCUAUGUGGAGAAAUUACUUCCAAAGCUGUUGUGGACUACCAGCAGGUUGUGAGAGAGACUGUAAAGAAGAUUGGGUACGAUGACUCUUCCAAAGGACUGGAUUACAAGACUUGCACCGUCCUGAUAGCCCUGGAACAGCAGUGCCAUGAAAUCAAAAAGGCCAUCUCCUGUGGGAAGACUGACGAUGAUAUUGGAGCUGGAGAUCAAGGCUUGAUGUUUGGUUACGCUACGGACGAAAGCGAGGAAUGCAUGCCCUUAACCAUCCUGCUUGCCCACAAGCUGAACGCCAAGCUGAAGUCUCUGGAGAGGGAUGGCACUCUGCCCUGGCUGAGACCAGAUGGGAAAACACAGGUCACAAUGGAAUACAAGGAAGUCAAUGGUGCAGUUGAGCCAAUCCGCGUGCACACCUUGGUGCUUUCGGUCCAGCACGCUCCUGGGGUGCUGCUGAAGCAAAUGCAGAAAGACCUGAUGGACCGAGUUGUGAAAGAUGUGAUUCCAGCAAAAUAUCUGGAUGAGAGGACAGUCUACCAUCUAUUGCCAAGUAAAGCAUUUCUGGAAGGUGGACCUAAGAGUGAUGCUGGCCUGACUGGCAGAAAGAUUAUCGUUGAUACCUAUGGGGGCUGGGGGGCCCAUGGCGGAGGUGCCUUUUCGGGCAAAGAUCCCUCCAAAGUCGAUCGCUCAGCAGCAUAUGCGGCUCGGUGGGUGGCCAAGUCCUUGGUGAAAGCAGGCCUCUGCAGAAGAGUCUUGGUCCAGUUAUCGUAUGCUAUUGCACUGAGUCACCCUCUAGCCAUUUCAGUUUUCCACUACGGCACAUCAGACAGAUCCGAAGACGAGCUGCUUGAGAUCAUUGAGAAGAACUUUGACCUUCGCCUGGGCCCGAUCAUCAGGGAGCUGGACUUGAAGAAACCCAUUUAUCAGCAGACUGCGUGCUAUGGGCAUUUUGGAAGAGAAGAAUUUACAUGGGAGCAGCCCAAAAAACUGGUUUAUUAGAAACAUUUGGGCAGUGAGGUUUCUAAAAUACCAAUCUGGUCAAAACUAUCAUAAGAAUAUAUUGUGGAGCCGGCUGGAUAGCAGACAUUUUAUAAACAUUAAAAAGCGAUUUAAUGCUUUUCAA
Messenger RNA from Heteronotia binoei (common prickly gecko), 1539 nucleotides. Its product is annotated as S-adenosylmethionine synthase-like. The record is from RefSeq and is a predicted model, not a curated record. Gene Ontology annotation, molecular function: ATP binding; methionine adenosyltransferase activity. The transcript has 9 exons. Gene Ontology annotation, biological process: S-adenosylmethionine biosynthetic process. Bases 246 to 1415 code for a protein of 389 amino acids. Lineage: Eukaryota; Metazoa; Chordata; Lepidosauria; Squamata; Gekkonidae. Gene Ontology annotation, cellular component: methionine adenosyltransferase complex; cytosol.